ACGGAACUCUCAGAGUGAACACCCUGGGGCAAGAUGGCGGUCGGGCCUCGGCAGCUGCGCCGGGUCUGGCAGAGCUCGGGGGUAUUGGGCUGAGGCGGUGGUAACUGCGGCCCCGAUCCCGAGCGCCGGGGCCUCGAGCGGAUAAAGGUCUACGGCCUAGAAGAUAAGCUCCUCUGAAGUGAGAAGCCGCCCUCAGCUGUGAGUCCUGUGUAAGAUCACUAAUGAUUACCUGACAUUUCUGCGUUACCGGCAGGUCCUCAGGUGAGAAGACUCUUUCUAUUGCCUGUCUUCUCAUGCUCCCUCCUGGGAUCAGGUGAAAGUUUCGAGAUCGAAUUACAGGGUUUGUGCAAGUUUGCAAACAUGUUCACCGUUUCUCAGACCUCGAGAGCUUGGUUCAUUGACAGAGCCCGUCAGGCUCGAGAGGAAAGGCUGGUGCAGAAGGAGCGAGAACGGGCAGCCGUGGAGAUUCAGGCCCACGUGCGGAGCUUCCUCUGUCGGCGUCGACUGCAGAGAGAAAUCAGGAGAGAGAUUGAUGAGUUUUUUAAAGCAGAAGACUCUGGGUCCAGUAAAAGAAGUGCACUUUGUAUUUUUAAGAUUGCCAGGAAACUGCUGUUCUUGUUCAGAAUUAAAGAGGAUAACGAGAGAUUUGAGAAGUUGUGUCGCUGCAUCCUGAGCAGCAUGGAAGCUGAGAAUGAACCCAAGGUGUGGUAUGUGUCCCUGGCUCUUUCCAAGGAUCUCACUCUCCUAUGGAUUAAACAGAUCAAAGACAUCCUGUGGUAUUGCUGUGAGUUUCUUGAGCAGCUCAAGCCGGAAAUUUUACAAGACUCCAAACUCAUCACCCUGUACCUCACGAUGCUUGUCACCUUCACGGACACGUCAACGUGGAAAAUUCUCCGGGGAAAAGGUGAGAGUCUUCGACCAGCCAUGAACCACAUUUGUGCAAACAUAAUGGGCCAUCUCAACCAGCGUGGGUUUUACUCUGUCCUGCAGAUCCUGCUAACCCGUGGCCUAGCGAGACCCCGGCCUUGUCUGUCCAAAGGCACUUUAACGGCUGCCUUUUCCUUAGCGAUGCGCCCCGUGCUUGCCGCACAAUUUUCAGACAAUCUGAUCCGGCCAUUCCUCAUCCACAUCGUGUCCGUGCCCGCCCUGGUGACUCAUCUCAGCACCGUGACCCCUGAGCGCCUCACUGUUUUAGAAUCUCAUGACAUGCUCCGUAAAUUCAUCGCAUUUUUAAGAGAGGAAGAUCGAUGCCAUGAUGUGUGUGAAAGCUUGGAAGGAUGCCAUACGCUUUGUCUCAUGGGCAACCUCCUGCACUUGGGCUCCCUCAGCCCCAGGGUGUUGGAGGAGGAGACGGACGGCUUCGUGAGCCUGCUGACCCAGAUGCUCUGCUACUGUCAGAAGUACGUGUCCCAGAAGAAGUCCAACCUGACCCACUGGCACCCCGUCCUCGGCUGGUUCUCCCAGUCCGUGGACUACGGGCUCAAUGAGUCCAUGCCCUUGAUCACCAAGCAGCUGCAGUUCCUGUGGGGGGUCCCUCUCAUCCGGGUCUUCUUCAGCGACAUCCUGAGCAAGAAGCUGCUGGAGAACCCGGAGCCGGCCCACGCGCCGCCGGCCUCCCCGCAGAGCGUGCUGCCCGUGAAGACUCUCCUGAAGCGUGCAUUUCAGAAGUCAGCGUCAGUUCGCAACAUCCUCAGGCCCGUCGGGGGUAAACGUGUGGACUCUGCGGAGGUCCAGAAGGUCUGCAGGAUCUGCGUCCUCUACCAGACCUCGCUGACGACUCUCACGCAGAUCCGGCUGCAGAUCCUCACAGGUCUCACUUACCUCGAUGACCUGCUGCCCAAACUGUGGGCAUUUAUCUGUGAACUGGGGCCCCAUGGAGGGCUGAAGCUCUUCUUGGAGUGCCUCAACAAUGACACGGAGGAGUCUAAGCAGCUUCUGGCCAUGCUAAUGCUGUUCUGUGACUGUUCCCGGCACCUCAUCACGAUCCUCGAUGACAUUGAAGUUUAUGAAGAACAGAUUUCAUUCAAACUGGAAGAGCUGGUCACCAUCUCCUCUUUUUUGAACUCCUUUGUGUUUAAGAUGAUCUGGGAUGGAAUCGUAGAGAAUGCCAAGGGUGAGACCUUGGAGUUGUUCCAGUCUGUCCACGGGUGGCUGAUGGUGCUCUACGAGCGGGACUGCCGGCGGCGCUUCGCCCCCGAGGACCACUGGCUGCGAAAGGAUCUCAAGCCCAGCGUGCUCUUCCAGGAACUUGACAAGGACAGAAAGCGGGCACAGCUGAUCCUGCAGUACAUCCCACACGUCAUUCCUCACAAAAACAGAGUUCUUCUGUUCCGAAACAUGGUGACCAAGGAGAAGGAGAAACUGGGGCUUGUGGAAACCAGCUCAGCCUCCCCUCAUGUCACCCACAUCACCAUCCGCCGGUCCCGGAUGCUGGAGGACGGCUAUGAGCAGCUCCGGCAGCUCUCACAGCACGCCAUGAAGGGCGUCAUCCGAGUCAAGUUUGUCAACGACCUCGGGGUGGACGAGGCCGGGAUUGACCAAGACGGUGUUUUCAAGGAGUUCUUGGAAGAGAUCAUCAAGAGAGUGUUCGACCCAGCGCUCAAUCUGUUCAAGACGACCAGUGGAGACGAGAGACUCUACCCUUCGCCCACGUCCUACAUCCAUGAGAAUUACCUGCAGCUCUUUGAAUUUGUGGGCAAGAUGCUGGGGAAGGCGGUGUACGAGGGAAUCGUGGUCGACGUGCCCUUCGCGUCCUUCUUCCUGAGCCAGCUGCUUGGGCACCACCACAGCGUCUUCUACAGCUCUGUGGAUGAGCUGCCCUCUUUGGACUCAGAGUUCUACAAAAACCUCACAUCCAUCAAGCGGUACGACGGGGACAUCGCUGACUUGGGCCUGACACUGUCAUAUGACGAGGAUGUCAUGGGUCAGCUUGUUUGCCAUGAACUGGUUCCUGGAGGGAAGACCAUUCCUGUUACAAAUGAAAAUAAAAUUAGCUACAUCCAUCUGAUGGCCCACUUUCGAAUGCACACGCAAAUCAAGAACCAGACAGCUGCCCUCAUUAGUGGCUUCCGUUCCAUCAUCAAGCCUGAGUGGAUCCGGAUGUUCUCGACCCCUGAGCUGCAGCGACUCAUCUCUGGGGACAACGCCGAGAUCGAUCUGGAAGAUCUGAAGAAGCACACGGUGUACUACGGAGGUUUCCAUGGGAGCCACAGGGUCAUCAUCUGGCUCUGGGAUAUCCUGGCCUCUGACUUCACGCCUGACGAAAGAGCCAUGUUUCUGAAGUUUGUGACCAGCUGUUCCCGGCCCCCGCUCCUGGGAUUCGCCUACCUCAAGCCUCCUUUCUCCAUCCGCUGUGUCGAAGUGUCGGAUGAUCAGGACACAGGGGAUACCUUGGGCAGCGUCCUCCGGGGCUUCUUCACCAUCCGCAAGCGGGAGCCAGGCGGCCGCCUGCCCACCUCCUCCACCUGCUUCAACCUGCUCAAGCUGCCCAACUACAGCAAGAAGAGUGUCCUGCGGGAGAAGCUACGCUACGCCAUCAGCAUGAACACGGGCUUCGAGCUCUCCUAGCCCCCGCCGUGCCGACUCGAGGCUCCCAGGCAGCCUCGGCCCUUCUCUAUAGCCAUGAGAUGCCCCUCUGGCCUCAAGAACUUGGAUUCACGUGAGGACGCGACCCAGCGCUCUCCAGGUGACACUAACGGGAAGCGGGUGUUGGAAAUAAACCUCCAGAUUCGGCCAUCAUCGGUCCCUCUUUCCCGCUUUCCAGGGGCCUCACGCCCGGGCCUGUGACCGCAGCCGGGCUUCUCUUUUUGAUAGUCUGGUCUUUUCAUGAGUGUUUCUGGUCCUUAACUUCCUGAGCGAGCCGUGCAUGAACAAGUCCCAGGAACCCCCAGGCUCCAGAGUGGUUUUCAGGGCAUGGGCCUGAACCCACCAAGCCGACCAGGCGGGAGAUGCUUCCCUUCUGUUUCUGAAAAUUCUCUACUCAGGUAAGGCCUCUCCAGCCUCUCUGCACCCGGCAGUCCCGACCUCCGGCCCUUCCGCAGCGGCCUCUCUGCAGCCAGCCAGGCCCGCCAGCUCCCAGGGCAGCAGAAGCACCUGCCGGGGAGACCGUGGGGCACCGGAGGCUCGGGGUGCUGUUCCCACCUGGGAGCCCCGUGUUCCCGCAGCAGCAGUCCCCUGCCCACUGUCCCCUCGGGGGCUCCCGAGUCCUCAGCGGCCCACUCCCGUCUUGGGCACUUACGUCGGCAUCCUGAGCUUGGGAGAGAAAACCCGUCGGCCCUUAAGAGCAGCUGCUUCCAGUGGGCGCUGGCUGCUUGUCCGGCCACCCUUACAGUCCAGUGAGGGACAAACACCAGCUGAAGGUCCCUGGCCCGUCUGGCAGUGGCUUCACUCCGUAGAUGGUAGAAGUCCUCAAAACGUGGGUCUUGUUCCCCGUCCUUCCUCAGCACCAGGAGCCCGGGAGCCCUUGACGCUGACGGGGGCUCACGAGGCCGAGGAAAGGUGAGGGCACUCCAGGUUGGUGUUUGGUGUUUCGCUUCGUUUGCUCCUCCAACCCAUUGCACUCAUCUGCCUUCACCUUUGUCACGAGAACUUUGCUCCAGAUCCAGGGAAUCGAGGCAGAAGCCAUGUUAGUGUCUGUCUGGACAGCCAUGCACCCUCGCCCACCUCACCGCCUGUCCCGGCCACCCAGACUGAAGCCAGAUGAGAGGUCAGGAGCGCCCGGUCCCUUGGCCCUGCGGAGCCAGUGGAGGGCAUGCCACAUAACUCUCCUCCAAGCAGAGAAAAAAAAACCCUUCCAGAAAGAACCUUCAUGUUGGCGGCAAAGCAGGCAGGACCUAUCUCCGUGGCCUCUGGCAGGGGGUCUCAGCUGGGUACCGGCGUCCUGCCCAGGCCCAGGCUUUUAAAAAACAGAGCAUGUGUUUUACCCUGACAGCAAGGAAUCUAAGGACAGACAGGAAUUUAUUAUUUAAGAUAUGUUAGUAACCUCAGAUUCUGUGGACUUGCCACUGUCUAAACACUCAGUUCCUUUGAAAAUCUCUUCUAAAUAUAUGUGUUGUGCUCUGGGCAGGUGGGUACAUUUAUGCUGGUGGCUGAAGGAUUGUCAGCCUACAUGAAGAGGUUUGAUGUGUGUUCCCUAGGAGUCGGCCAGGGUGGGAUCACAGAAAGUGGUUUCUAUGCAUCAACGUCAGCUUCGCCCUUUUGAUGAAGAGGGGUAGUUUGUAAUUUCAUUUAAUUUCCGGCUGGCAGUAUUGCACUAAUGAAGCCCUGAAUCUGUACUUUUCUAGCUGGUGUUCACAGACACCAUGAUGGCUCUUGAUGGCUCUAAAAAGUUGUGGGGGGUGGGGUGGGGUUGUUUUCAUAGAUAACUUAUGGAUUAAAACAUGAUCAAAGACUUUAUUAAAUUUGUAUUUCAGCA
This is a messenger RNA of Cervus elaphus (red deer), 5413 nucleotides long. RefSeq names its product ubiquitin protein ligase E3B (gene UBE3B). Gene Ontology annotation, biological process: protein polyubiquitination; ubiquitin-dependent protein catabolic process. NCBI's taxonomy places the organism in Eukaryota, Metazoa, Chordata, Mammalia, Artiodactyla, Cervidae. Gene Ontology annotation, molecular function: ubiquitin protein ligase activity; protein binding. The transcript is spliced from 28 exons. Bases 361 to 3567 code for a protein of 1068 amino acids. The record is from RefSeq and is a predicted model, not a curated record.